Messenger RNA from Tetranychus urticae (two-spotted spider mite), 818 nucleotides. RefSeq lists its product as uncharacterized. Lineage: Eukaryota; Metazoa; Arthropoda; Arachnida; Trombidiformes; Tetranychidae. The record is from RefSeq and is a predicted model, not a curated record. Gene Ontology annotation, molecular function: metal ion binding.
UCUUGUUUUUCAUUUGUGAAAUUUUCUGAUUUGUUUUUUUUGUGUUUUAUUGAAUUUCUCACCUCAAUAUACUUUAAAUUCAAUCAACUAUAAUGUCAAACGUUCAAGCUAUCGAUGGCGUUGUUUUUUGUAGGAAUUUCGUCAAUAAAGGUUACUGUUAUGGACUUGGCUGUAAAUUUCUACACGAAAAUAGAGAUGUCGAGAGACAAUACAAAAGGACUGGUAAAUUACCGAUUGAUCUGGCUCGGGAAUGGAUGAGUACGCAAGAAAAAUUAGCUGAACGGAAUUCCAAUAUUUGCCAAGAUCAGCUGCAAUCCAAAUGUUUCCGACAAAAUUGCAAGUUUGGCAUCCAUCAUGUCUUUAGGACUGACAUGGACGCUGGAAACAUUGUCGAGUUUUCAUUCAGGCCCGGCCCUAACAUGGUUGACUACAUCCAAAAUAUUUAUGGGGAUACAAAACCUUGGUCUUCGGAUGUUUUAUGUCACAUCCGAACACCUUUUCCAUUGCUUGCUGAGCACAUCAUAAAUGUUCUGAGACCAUUCAGGAUUACUGGAAACCAGGUCUCAUUUAUGUACAAUGGACAGAAAAUAUUACACACAGAUACCAAUAUCACACCUCUAUCAUUAGAUAUUGGUAAUGGUGUUGAUGUUUUCGUUGAUAUUGUUUUCGCAAAAAAUUCACUAGUUUAAAUUGAAGGUGUUAUUUCUUUUCUCGAUUGUUCUUGAUUCGUGAUCAAGUUUGGAUUUUUAUUUUCGAAAUAAAAAUAAACUUCAAUCAGUUAAUCUGGUCCAAGAUUAAAGCUCAAUUGGUGAAUUCUG